CACACCCUCCACCUGCAGACUGCUUAUCAUGCCGAGACACCUCCUUGUCUUUGUCUCUUCCAGCUGGCACACAAUAGCUCCUCUGAAUACUGAACAUAGGCAACACACAUACAUCUAAGGAGGGAUAUUCGGGGGAUUUCUGUCAAGAGGAUUUUCACAAAGUUCACAAUCUACAUGACUGCUGAAACAGUCUGGAACCAUGGAGUCUUCAGAAUUUUCCACGCUGUCCUCCAUGAGGGGAGAGUUUAAAUCAGAGGAUUAUAUUCAGCCCCACUACAAAGAGUCAUAUCGCCUGGCGAUUGAUCGCCUGGUGUCUGACGGCAGAGACAGCUACCAGGAGUUCCUCAAGGGUGAACGUAUUGGAAGCUUCUUGUCAGAGGAUGAGCUCCUCUUCAUCACUUCAAAUGCAGAAAAGCUCCCACCGCAAAAACACACAGAGGAAAUCCAGGGUCCACCUGACAGCCAAUCAUCCUCAGGUACCUACUGGCCCGUCCACUCAGAUGUGGACACUCCAGAUUUGGAUUUAGGAUGGCCAGAGGUCAUUAACGAAACAGAACUACAAACUAAUAUAGAUCUGAUCUUUCAUCCGCCAAGACAAAAUAACGCCAGCAUCAAAGAGGUAGUCCGGAAGCAUAUUCAGGAUGCAAGACAGGUCAUUGCCAUUGUGAUGGACAUGUUCACUGAUGUCGAUAUAUUCAAAGAAAUAAUUGACGCCUCUGUACGAGGAGUCCCAGUCUAUGUGCUUCUGGAUCAUUCCCAUCUGAAAAGUUUUCUCACAAUGGCUGAAAAUCAUGAUGUAAAAAUCCAUCAACUCAGGAACAUGAGGGUGCGCACUGUGAAAGGCCCGGAUUACCUCUGUAGGUCGGGAGCUAAAUUUCACGGGGCAAUGGAGCAGAAGUUUCUUUUAGUCGACUGCCACACAGCGAUUUAUGGCUCAUACAGCUUCACUUGGUCUUUUGAGAAGAUCAAUCUGAGCAUGGUGCAGAUCAUCACAGGCCAUCUGGUGAAGUUGUACGAUGAGGAGUUUCGAACGCUCUAUGCCCGCUCGACUGUGCCAGCGGAACUGUGCCUCCCAGAGGGCUUGUUCCAGCUCAAUGGGCCACAUGGACGACAGGUCUUACCAAAAUCGCUUCCUGCCCAGAAAAUUGAGCGGAGGGACCUGCUGAGGCACACGAUGGACGAGGUCUAUCGGAAGACCUGUGAGAGGAAACUGGGCAUGAGAGACUUUGAAGAGAGGCUCUUUGAGGAGGAACCCAACAACCGUGGUCCCUUCAUUGAGAAUGGGACAGGUGUUAUGAACCAGAUGUCCCAUUUUCAGUCUGCAGAGGAGAUGAACCUCUUGAAAAGGCACAGCUAUGCAGGGGAGAUACAAGAUGAAUAUAUGCCGCAGAUGAUCAAGACCAGAGCGAGCCAGUGGAAUAUCUCCAGAGAACCAGGACACGGAAGAAACAACUAUCCCAAGGACCAUUAUUUACAAGUGCCACAGAUAUACAGAGGUCAAAACAUGUGUCAGCCUUACAAUGACAGCAACACACAGAUUCUGUCCAUGCAGCAAAAUAUGCCAACACUGGAGAAUACCUCAAAGUCGUUCAUGCGCAUAUUGCGGAUCGAGUCUUACCUCAAAAACCCAGACGUGCCUUUCGGGGAGUCUUGUGACUAUUUAGACCAGUUUGAACCGAUGGACAAAGGUGGCUCCUACAUGCAGGGACGGACUAGGUCUUCCUAUGUUUUCAGGCCCACUCCACCGGAGCAAAUGGAGCCAAACAGACACAUAAACAACACUUCCUCGGCAGCGCCACCUUUGCACUACACAUCGAUGCAGUGGAAUCAGACAGCAGCCGGUGAGAAUAGGAUCAAUAACGACGAAUUCAUGUUGAAGAGGCCAAGUUUGCAGAUUUUGAAUGACAAUCGCAGCAAUGCAAGUUAUGGUCCAGGGAGAGACUCUUACCACUCUGCUUAUGCCAGUCUAGGCAGAGCCAAAGGUGGACAGAUGAUCACAAACCCUAACAUCCUGACAGACAAAAGGCAUAGCCUGGCAGAUCCAAGAACAAACACUGAGUACCCACAGGAAUCCUCAGAUUACAAGUAUGGAGCUUUUCCAAGGGGGCCAGUGAAUAGGAGCACAGCAGGGAUCAAUGCACAAAAUGGCGGCUAUGGAUCAUAUCUGAAUGAUCAAAGAUCUGUCUCUCAUUAUGAUGUAAAGAAUAUCACAGGCACAAAGAGUCCCACUUCUCCCAAAUGGCAAGAGCCACCAUCCAGGACUGUGUCUGCUGCAGCGCUGGAUGUGGAUACCAACAGCAAGGGCUCUCAGCCUUUUUCCCACAACAACGGCAACAAAAUAAAGUCCUUAUUGCACACACCAGAGAAAAGAGAGGAUUCAGUCGGAACAAUGGAAACAUUGAGUCUCAACUCAGGUGAAAGCACAGACACUUUAACAGGUGCGGAUGAGGAGAAAAUGUCAGACAGACGUGAAAAACUUCACCAGAACAAAUCUAACUCAGUGAGGUCCUCGGAGCACGGGAGGAACUGGCUAAAGGACGACCAUCUCAACUCUUCAAAACCCCAGUUCACAACAGAGGAGCGCCGACAUUCGCCGCAGGUCUCCCUCCCCAGAAGAACCACAGGGACGAAACCCGUCGCUCCUGACAUAAAGGCCCGCCCUGACGGAGGCAGUUGUACAAAAACCCGCGGCGCGGAGAGUCGCCUGUACAGCAGAUUUGAGCCUUUCUGCUCUUUGGAAAAGAAACAUCCUCCGCGCUCUCCCCACGGCUUUGAAAACACACGCUCUCAGACCCAGAAAACCAGAAGCCCUCCUAAAGCCGAGGCACUCGCUGAACACAGCCUCAGCCGGGCUGCCCGAGGACACCAUGAAAACAAGCUGGAGAGAUUUUUUCAGAGAGUGGGGAAUCUCAUACACAAGAACAAGUAGUGACAGUCUACACAGGUCCCCUACGACAAACGCACACUUGUCUGGUAAAGGUUAUAUUUGUGUUGACGGCCUUCAUUUCUGUGUUUACUUACAUACAUUACUUACUCUGCUUCUUUAAUUUUUGCACUGAUGAAUACCAGCCAAAGGGGGAUGGAGUAUAGAUUUUAUACAUAUACAAGCUGAAGACUUUUAUGUGACAGAAUCUUAAAGCGCCACUUCCACGCCGUCUUUGUUUGUCUUCCCCUGGCGUCAACCUCGGCAAAAUAUAUCAAAUGCUUUCACCUGAUGUUUGGGACGCUUUGAAAGACAGCUGUGUCAAAAUGUCUGGGAUGUAUACAAUACUUGUCGCUGCAAGUGUAGGCGUGUGCAUCAGUGUGUGGUUGUGUUUCGUCAGAGGACCCUGCCCUAGUCUUUUCGGCAUGUUUAGGUAAAGAUGUUACGUAUGCGUUCGACACACACACACACACACACGCUCAUCACCAUGCCACAUGAUGAAACACCAGUACGUCAUCACAUCCUUGACGUUUAUGUGUCAGACAGAGGUUUUAUGAAUUCUAUGGGCGGUGUAAUAAUUUCGUACGAUACACAGUGCGUUUAGUACAUUUUUGUACUGUUUUUUUUAUUUCAUGUAUUGAAUCUUUUAUAAACUUAGAGACUGGAUUUGAAAAACAUACAGCAGUGGCUGUGUCCAACAGGAUUAAACUGUAAACCAGCGACAGAGGCUUACAGAGACAUCAUUCAUUCAAAGGUUUGUUUUAUGAUAUGAACAUUGUGCCUCAAGGGAAAAUUUUAAAGAAACCGGAGCAUUGGUGGGGCCUGUUUUAAUAGCCCCUUUACACAAAAGAAUGAAAAUACAAUUCCAGGAUUCAAGUUGGUUUUGUAUCAAUAAUGGUUUAUUUCCGGACUUAGAUGCCUUACGUCCACUUUCAGCUUCACAGACAGCUAUAGGCUAGAAAUAAUCCAAACUAUUCCCCUCAUCAUUACAAACUGAAACAAUGCCAUUUCUGCUUUGGAAUGAGGUGACGUUUAUGGCUAGAGAGAAAAACCAGAACUUAAUACAGAGUGGUCUAUUUCACGAAUAACAAAAAUGCAGGCUACAAUAAAAAAUAUAUGUUAACUGGCAUUUAGAUAAUAAAUUGUUUUCUGAAAGGAACACACAGAGCCAGUCAGGAAGAUUUAAAAGGCAACAGCAGGUCGAUGAGGAUAAAUCACGCCUACCUGCUCGUGAAGACAUGGAUUGACAGUAAGAUUACAUUACAAAACAGGCACCAGUAGUUUUAGUUUCAGAUGAGAGACAGGGAGAGAGAGAGAACCGUGACCCGCUGAGUUUCAAGAGAGAGAGAGAGAGCAGAACCUAGUGCCCCUCCAACAUUGACCCAAGUGGAAAUGGCAAGUUUCCCCACAAUGAAAAGGGAAAUUUGCAUGCGCUGCAGUGGCUUUUCUCCAAUAAGUGUAUAUAUUGUCUAUACAUAUAUAUAUAUAUACAUAUAUUAUAAGUGGGUAAAAGGUUGAUUUCUUGUCUUGUCUUGUCUGUCCCUGUCCUCCAAAGAAGAUUAAUAUGGGUGAAACAUAGCUAAGGCUGCCUAUGCGGUACACAAGCCCUUGGGGGCUUCACAGGGACAGUUCAAGGAUUUCAUCUGCCUCCAUGUUUUACUCAAGAUUUAAACAGAAGGCAAAUCGCCAUUUGUAUGCAAGAAUGUACCUCAUAUAGUCGUAGAUAUUCAGGUUUUUUUGCCCUAAAACUAAAUAUGCAGCAGCAUUUAAUUGGUUAUUCGGAUGAGCUGAGUGAGAUUAGUGAGGAUGCAGUGUCUAUUUGUAAACACUCAAGAUUCACUUUCAUAGUACUCACUCUGUGGUGCCGGUGAGAGGUUGCCAUAUGACGGCAGGAUAUGAUGGAAUCAUGUAAAUUAUAUGCUUAUUUGUUCAUCCAUCCAUCCAUCCAUCCAUCCAUCCAUCCAUCCAUCGUCUACCGCUUUAUCCAUUUAAGGGUCGCGGUGGGGGCUCGAGCCAAUCCCAGCUAACAUUGGGCGAGAGGCCGGGUACACUCUGGACAGUCAAAAGACAACAUCACAAAUUAUAAAAAGGUCAGUAAAUGAAAGGAACUUUGCUCUAAAAUUGGAAGCAAUUUGCCACUCUCCAUGUGGUGAUUGCACCAAGGUUAAGAAGAGGAAAAUGAUCUGCAGUCAGAGCUCCAUCAAGCUUUUAUUAGCAACGUUUUGACCCAACACAGAUCCUCUAGGCAACUGAUUAUUUGAAGAUCAUAAAAACAAUGGUGAGAGGAGGAAGCCUACAAAGGUCAAAUUUAAGAUUACAGGCAAAACACAUGCUAUUGUAAAGCGAAAAUCCACAUUUAUCGCAUAACAAUUGAAAUGCAUCGGAGGGGUAAAAAAAGCUGAGAUGUACUUCACAUUUCCAGACCUAUUUUUCCCAGAAAUAAAAACCUCUUGUGCCUGAAAAUCA
Molecule: messenger RNA, 5389 nt
Organism: Scophthalmus maximus (turbot)
Lineage: Eukaryota; Metazoa; Chordata; Actinopteri; Pleuronectiformes; Scophthalmidae
Gene: sack1b
Product: family with sequence similarity 83 member B
Exons: 5
Coding region: 200-2929 (909 amino acids)
Biological process (GO): epidermal growth factor receptor signaling pathway
Cellular component (GO): membrane; cytoplasm
Source: RefSeq, a predicted model, not a curated record